CAGCCUCAGAGACCAUAGGGGAAACUGGCCUCAUGCCAGGGGAGUGCUACAGCACAAGCACAACAGAUUUAUGGGGAUUUACUCUUAUUUCUAGAGGAGUGCUGAUGUUGCUAAAGCAAGUGCAACCUUUGAGGGGUUUACUGUUACUCUGUAAAGCACACCACAGUGGGACACCAUAUCCCAAAUACAGCAGCUCACAAAGCUUUGCUUUCAUUUUCCACUGGAGUCCAUUCAUUUUGUAGUCCAAAGAUAUUCUGAAACAGAGUUUCAAUUCCUGUGCCUCUGACUGACUAGCCAAGCUGGCAAAAUGUGAAAUGACUGAAGUGCUCCAGGGACCACCCAGCAGUCCUGGCUCUGGCAUGUUCCCAUGGUCUGAAGCCCUGUUGCAACUAGAGACGUUGUCCUUAAGGUCCCCUGGUUACUCACAGGGCCCAGAGCUCUUGUAAUAGGACACAGGCAGGAAAAGGGUAAUCGUUUUAAAUUAAAAGAGGGUGGAUUUAGAUUAGAUAUCAGGAAGAAGUUUUUCACAGUGAGGGUGGCGAGGCACUGGCACAGAGAGGUGGUGGAUGCCUCAUCUAUGAAAAUAUUCAAGGCCAGGUUGGACAGAGCUCUGAAAGACCUGAUCUAGUUGAAGAUACCCAUGGUCACCACAGAGGAGUUGAACUAGGUGGCCUUGGAAAGGUCCCUUCCAACCCAAACCACUCGGUGAUUCCGUGACUCGGGGUACUUCUCUGCUUUGCUCACACCCUUUGUUUUUGUGCCUCUGCGGUGUUAACCCAGGGGUGAAUCUCUCCUUUCAGUGAGCACUGCCCCAUCCCAGCCCCCGCUCCGCGGUCACACCGCUGUGGGGUGCUUUAAAAAACCAGCCCCGGACGAAUGGCACCAGCUUCCAUGUGUUCGACCAAGGCCGCUUUGCCAAAGAGGUGCUGCCCAAGUAUUUCAAGCACAACAACAUGGCCAGCUUCGUCCGGCAGCUCAACAUGUAUGGCUUCAGGAAGGUGGUGAACAUCGAGCAGGGGGGGCUUGUGAAGCCUGAGCGGGACGACACUGAGUUCCAGCACCUCUGCUUCCUGCAGGGCCACGAGCACCUCCUGGAGCACAUCAAGAGGAAGGUGUCAGUAGUGAAAAGUGAGGAGACCAAGAUGCGCCAGGAGGACCUCAGCAGGUUGCUAUACGAGGUACAGAUCCUGAGAAGCCAGCAGGAGAACAUGGAGUGCCAAGUGCAGGACAUGAAGCAGCAAAAUGAAGUUCUUUGGCGGGAAGUUGUUUCUCUCCGGCAGAACCACUCACAGCAACAGAAAGUCAUCAACAAGCUGAUUCAGUUUCUGUUUGGCCAGCUCCAGUCAAGCCCCAGCAGCACUGGGAUAAAGAGGAAGCUGCCUCUGAUGCUCGACAGCGGGAUCUCGGCCCCACCAGUGUCCAAGUUCAGCCGGCAUUUGUCUGCAGAGCCCCUGCACGACCCCUAUUUCAUACAGUCGCCAUCAACAGAGCCUGCCUCGUGCUUAAACAGCCCUGCAAUUGCUGGAGGACCCAUCAUAUCUGAUGUUACUGAAGCAUCACCAUCCAACAUCAUGAAUAUGCAAUCCUCUCCUGAAAAUGACAGGGAGAAGUGCCUCAUGCUGAUCAAGGAGGAGCCAGCGAGCCCCGGAGUGAAAGGCAGCGCCGAGCCCGAGGUGCCCCUGCCCGGCUGCCGCGCGUGCGCCGAGCCGCCGGUGCUGCCCGUGGCCAUGGUGCAGUCUGUCCUGGAGGGCAAAGGCAGCGGUGCAGCCCCGCCAGGGACCCCCCAGGCACCCGACAGGAGGGGCAGGAGGGCACUGCUGGACAGAACAGAUAUUUCAGACCCGUUGGAGGGCACCGACUGGAGCCUGGAGGGGCUGCAGCUGCUGCUGAGGAGCCAGCAGUACAGCCUGGAGCCUGCCAGCCUCCUGGAUGUCUUUAAUCCCAAUUUACCUCUGAGUGAGUGGAAUUUGACUGAAAUGGAAGCCAGUCUGUCCCCGAUGCAGCGACUCACAGUGGAUCUGGAGAAGAGUGCAACUGAGCUGCCCCCAAAAGUGUUCAACCCACCAUUCAACGGCACCUGCCCAGGGAAAGAUGCCAUUCUUGAAAGUGCCCAGCAGUUCCUCCUUGACCGUCAGUCCAUCUUUGGGAACGACCUCAUCAGCCUGCCUGAAAAUUCAUCACUUUAUGUUCCUUCUGAAAAUACAGCUUCCUACAUGACCUCUGUGGGUGUCCAAGGGGAUAUCCCUCUAAACCUGAGUUCUUCAAUGGACAACAGCCAGUGAUUUAACUUCCAAGAAACAACAGCUCCCUCCCAGCCACCCAAGCAUCCACAGGUUUGAAUGUAAAGAAACAAAACUGACUCAGAAACUUGCAAGAGAGUUUCUUUUUGUGCCCGUUUUUUUUUUUUUUUUGAGUAGAUGGAAAUGGUCAGUAGCUGUUGCAUUACCCUCCCUGCACCUGGAUUUCACUGUUUUUAAAACAAAAUACUGCUUCUUGUGCUUGCUCUGAGAGGGAGGGAGAACUUGCCAGGAUUUUUUUUUUUCCCUUGAAAAUGCUUUAGAAAUUUCAAACCUUUUAAUAAAAUUUAAGUGAAGAGUAGGUUGAAAGUCCAUCUGAGACUUCAUAAAAUAGUGAUCCUGAGUAGUGCCUGCAAUGGCAAACUGUUGGAUUUUAUUGGGGCAGCACAGAUUAGCUAAGAUGCCUGACCCUUGUUUUUUAAUAGCAAAAUAGUUCUACAUGCCAGUCCAAUGCUCUGAAAAGAUUUUUUAUCCAUUUUCUGGGUUUAAUGGGAUGCACCCGCUGUUCCUAGGGUGAGUAGGAAGAAGAUCUUUUGGGGUGUGUAGAGCCUUGUUUUCUCAGUGACCCCACCAAGAAUGUGCCUCUGGCUCUUAGGGGAGCUGCACACCAUCACAGGCUGCAAAACAUCCCAUGCUGAGUUGAGAGCUUUUGUUGUUUGGGAUUUAUUUUGCCCCAAAUUAUUUUUCUCUUACAUAAAGUCAGGGCACACCAUACUUAAAAAAUAGAAAAGGGAUAGACUUUUCUGCACACACAAUUUUCCAUGUGCAGAGAGGGCUGAGGGAGUGCACUCUGGGUUUUUGGUGCUGGCUAAGUAUUCCAUGUCCAGUCUAGUGUUUUUUUUUUUUUCCCUUGGCUUUGACCUGUUCUAUUUCCCCUGAAGAUGUGCCUGUUGGUUUAUUGAUGUAUAAAAUUUGAUUAAACAGUUUAAUUUAUUGGUUCCCCUUUUUAGAAGGACUCUCAGCUGCUCAGUGUAGGAGAGAGGCAGAAUGGUUAGUCCACCAUGUCCCACAAACUUCUGUCCUUUGUGCAUCUGAGACCAGCCUCAAAGGCUGAACUAACCUUCCCCAUCCAUGUGGUUUCUGAAAACUGAGUUUCUCAACAAAGCACAGCUUUGUUUUUUAUGCUGUAGUUCUAAUGAGAACGUAUUAUUUAUCUCAGUAUCUUCUACCUGAGUUGCUUUUCCUUAGGAAGGUUACCCAAAUGCAGUAGGACAGACCCAGGAAAUUCAAUUAACUCAGGCCUCCUAAGGGCUUAGACAGGGAGGUUUAAGCUGUGCCAAUAUCAUUUGAAGAAAUGCUCUGCCUGCCUUCAUUGCCAUGACAAUUUUUGGUUAUGAACUGUAUUUGUGAGCAUUGUGGUCAAGCAUCCACCCCAAAGUGUAGCUAACCAGUCAGAUGAGUGCAGGCUAAAAAUCUCAAUAAGAUGAGCAUUUUUAAAAUGGACCUUCCUGUCGCAGCCCUUUCCUCCAUCCAUUUAUCACUAUGUGAACAAAUGUGUUAGUUCAGAAACACUCACUUUUGAGCACAUUUUUGCCCAGCUGAUUCCUGUGCUGGGAGCUCUGUCACUCCUUGGUGGUGUGGUCUGUGCAGGAGCGAGGUUGUGAGAGCUCCUAAAUUAAUCCCAGCCACUGUUUUUGUGUUCAGGACUAAGGGAAAAUUCCAGCAGCCCCCAUGGGCCUGGAAUUUAGACGAUGUGCUUGAGUGUAUCCUGGACAAGGUAUUUCUUUUUGACAGAUUUGUGCUUAGAAAUUUCACCUAGCUCAGCCCAUUUCCACCCUAUUUUGCCCUUUCCAGCGAUGGAAAGUCACUGAGUUGCACUCUGUUUACUUCUUUUCUCACAGCUAAUUGAAAACUGCCUGGUGUCUCCUGACACUGACAGUGAAUGUUCAAGAUUUACACCCUUCUCUGAACUCCCACACUCUAGGCUUUUGUCAUGUUAACACUGAAUGUAUUGAUGCAACAAGGUAUUUAAGCACAUGCUUAACUUCACGCUCCUGAGGAGUUUUCCUGUAUUUUUCUGGAGCCUGUCACAUGCUUGAGGCUGGGCAUGCGCUUGUGUCUGACUGGAUUGUCUGCUUGGGGUUGAGAAAUGAAGCCCUGGGAGAGCUGCCCGUGGGCACAGCCAGGUGCAGCUGGGCCCUGCCUCUGUCCUGCAGGGCAGCUCCAGCCUGUGCUCGUGGGGAGCAGCCUCUCAGGAGGGCUCGUGGGGUUUUCUUUAGGCUUUUUGCUCUACUAUAAACAUGAGAUUGGAGCUUGAUGGUGAGAGAGGAACCUCCAGGAAGAGCACUCGGGAGCCAUUCCUGUGAAGAAGGCUUGUGUUCCUCGGCUUUUUACAUUGUUACAUUUACUUGAAGGUGAUGUGCUGAGACUGCGUUUUUGCACUAUGCUGUACAUUUGUAAAGUUUUACAGAAGACACUAAUUAAACGUUUCCUUUUUCUCAUUUCGUGCUGCUUUGGCAUUUCUCUCACUCCUGUCGUCUGUCCCUUACUCCUCUUCUCCUUCCCAAGGCCUCAGUGACAAGUGAAAAUCGCUGCUAAGCUUUCAGAGGGCUUGUGAGGGCCCCUGGUGGGCUGUGGUCCCUGUGUGAACACACAGGGGCUGGGGAAUCCUCCCGUGUAAGAUGUGGGGAAGUUAACACAGCUUGGAAAGCUGCUGAAUUCUUCAAACUCAAAUGCCUCUCAGGGUGGAUGUAGCUGGUAAAAUCAGGGUCACAGUAAAAGAAUCUACAGUUCUUGAAACUAUUUGCUGCUUUUUUCCCCCAUUUGUCCUAUUUUUCUUGCUUUCAGUGAUAACAGAGCUCAAACUUCACUCUCUGAAUUAUUUUUUUAAACCUUUUGUUUGCAAACAUAAUGUGAUCCUUUAUGUUUACCUGUUUUUAGUGUAGUAAGUGGAUACCAGGACAGGCACCAAAACACAGCAUGGAAAAUGCAAACCCCAAACUCCUCAAAAUAGUCCUUAUCCAGCUUUCUGUCAGAAAAGGAAGCAGCUGCUUUUUCAGGAUGGAGCUCAUACAGGCUGGUGGCAGCAUUUGCAGCUUUCUGAAGAGCAGAUUCCUGCGCUGC
This is a messenger RNA of Prinia subflava (tawny-flanked prinia), 5360 nucleotides long. RefSeq names its product heat shock transcription factor 4 (gene HSF4). The record is from RefSeq and is a predicted model, not a curated record. Bases 954 to 2282 code for a protein of 442 amino acids. Gene Ontology annotation, biological process: regulation of DNA-templated transcription. Lineage: Eukaryota; Metazoa; Chordata; Aves; Passeriformes; Cisticolidae. The transcript is spliced from 13 exons. Gene Ontology annotation, molecular function: sequence-specific DNA binding; DNA-binding transcription factor activity.